This is a messenger RNA of Zophobas morio, 1710 nucleotides long. Its product is annotated as heat shock 70 kDa protein-like. Bases 1 to 1710 code for a protein of 569 amino acids. Gene Ontology annotation, molecular function: ATP binding; ATP-dependent protein folding chaperone. The record is from RefSeq and is a predicted model, not a curated record. Lineage: Eukaryota; Metazoa; Arthropoda; Insecta; Coleoptera; Tenebrionidae. The transcript has 4 exons. Gene Ontology annotation, cellular component: cytoplasm; nucleus; plasma membrane.
AUGACACACAUGUUGCCACCUAAUGGAAUUUAUGGAAUUAAACGAUUCGUUGGUAAACAUUUCAAGACCAUAGAAGAGAUUUUGAAGUAUCUUUCGUUCGACGUUGAAAACAGGUCAGACCGUCCUGUGAUUAAAAUCGAACGAGACAACGGCACGCUGGAACUAAGUCCUCAACAAAUUAGUUCAUUAAUUUUGAAAAAAAUAAAAACAGACGUGGAGGCUAAAUUGGGCGACAAAGUUGACAAAGCUGUCAUCGCCAUUCCAGCUUAUUUUAAUACAACUCAACGAGAAAAAACUUUGAAAGCGGCCAACGAAGUUGGCUUUACUGUUUUGAAGCUAUUUAACGGAUCGACGGCGGCAGCCUUGAGUUAUUAUUUUAAAAACGACGACGAGACUGAAUGCUAUGCGUUAGUUUAUGACUUAGGUGGUGGCACUUUUGACGUAUCCAUAUUAAAACGAACUGCAACCAAUAUCGACGUUAUAUGCGUGGAUGGAGACACUCAACUGGGAGGAAAAGAUUUUGAUAAUCUUAUCGUUGACUACGUUUGUGAAAAAACAAAGCAACAUGAUUGGAAUCCUAAGGAAGACAGGACUAAAAUGCACAGACUGCAAAAUAUUUGUGAAAAUGCCAAAAUUACUCUGUCUCUGGACAAAGAAACCAGUAUUAGUUUGGAAGAAUUUAUGACAAACGACGAAACGAUAGAAAUAGAACUGCGGAGAGACGAAUUUGUUCUAAGAGCAAAACAUCUAAUUGAAAGAACAAUAAACAUUGUUGAUAGGUGUCUUAAAAAUUCUAAAAUUCCAAAAGACCAAAUUGACCAUGUUAUUUUAUCGGGUGGUUCCAGUCGGAUACCGAAAAUUCAGGAAGAGUUAUCUAAAUAUUUUGACGGAAAAACUCUCAGCGAGUUUACUAACCUUGAAGAGUGUGUUGCAGAAGGAGCUGCUCUUCAGGCGGCCAUGCUAGCCAACAACAAUACGCAAAAAAUCAACAAAUUGGUGAUGACCGAUGUAGUUCCUUUGUCCCUUGGAGUGGAGCUUUGUGCUGACAGAAUGCAUUUUGUUAUAAAAAAAGGCGCUCCUAUACCUACAAGCAACUCCAUCAAUGUUUCAACUACAAGAGAUCAGCAGAAAACAGUACCUUUCAAAAUAUUCGAAGGUGAGCGUUUAAAUGUAAAGAAAAACCACUAUUUGGGCUCGCUAUUGUUAGAAAAUAUUACUCCGGCACCUCCAGGAGAAUCAAAAGAGGAAAUGCGCAACAACAUGAAGGAAUUAACUGUUGAAUAUACAAGAGGAGGGCGGAGCGAUGGUGAAAUCAAAGAUGUCAUUAUCGACGCUGAAAAGAAUAAAGAAGAAGAUGAAUUAUUUGACGUAUUUUCCAAACGAAAAUUGUAUUUAUUAGAGUACUGCGAAGCUGUUAAAUACAAUUUGCGCAUUUUAAACUUAAUCGGAAAAUAUCAGGACAUUUACGCUUUGUGUAAGGAGGUCCAAACAAGAUGUGAAGACAUCGAUGUCGAUAACAGUGGCGAAUUAGACACCCUCAUUGACAAAACUAAGCGUCGAUGUGCAACCUGUAAUAAUGAAGAACUAACACCCAUAAGAGUCCGGAAUGUUGAAUCAGUGGUCAAGCGGAGGUGUCACAUAUGUCCAAAAACGCGAGACCGUAAGCAAAAGCAAGUUUUGGACAAAAUGUAUGCAACGAACAUAUUUUAA